GGAUCGACCGUAUUUAAACCGAAAACGAAAACUGUGAACUGCUUCGAGUUUGUGGAUUGGUUUUGGCAGUUUCACGGCGUCGUUCGACAUCCUUCUCCGUUAUUACUGAAAAGGCUUGAAAAUGGAAAUUGAAUCUGUAGCGGAAUUUUUGAGCUGUGUGGCGUUGCUUCAGAGAUUGCCGAGGUCUUCUGUCGAGAGGAUCGCACAGCUCGUUGCAGUUAAGAAUUAUGAUAGGGGUGAUUAUGUACUACGAGAAGGGGAAGCUGGGGAUGGAAUUUACUUCAUAUGGGAUGGGCAGGCUGAAGUCUGUGGUUCUGGCCAUGCUGAUGAAGAAAACCGUACUGAAUUUCAGUUGAAACAAUAUGAUUAUUUUGGUCAUGGCCUGGCAUCAUCAGCUCAGCAUGCUGAUGUAAUUGCACUCACUAAACUAACCUGCUUAGUGCUGCCUCAUGAAUAUAGUAGUCUGCUACAUCCAAAAUCAAUCUGGAAUGCUGACAAAUCAGUAGACAAUUGCUCCCUUGUGGAACACAUAUUGCAUUUGGAACCUAUAGAAGUGAAUAUUUUCCGAGGUAUCACAUUGCCUGAUGCUCCAAAAUUUGGUAAAGUAUUUGGAGGUCAAUUCAUGGGGCAGGCAUUAGCUGCAGCCACAAAAACAGUUGAUUGUCUCAAGAUUGUUCAUAGUUUGCAUGCCCACUUCCUUUUAGUUGGGGAUUUUGAUAUACCAAUAAUAUAUCAAGUUCACCGUGUGCGUGACGGGAAGAGCUUUGCAACCAGGAGGGUAGAUGCAAUACAGAAUGGGAAUGUUAUAUUCACUUUGGUUGCUUCAUUCCAGAAAGAAGAAGAAGGAUUUGAUCACCAGGAUGCAUUAAAGCCUAAUGUGCCAGAUCCAGAAACGCUUUUAUCAAUGGAAGAGAUACGCGAAAGACGUAUGACUGAUCCUCGUCUUCCCAGGACCUAUAGGAACAAGGUAGCUACUAGUAAAGUUGUUCCAUGGCCAAUAGAGAUUAGGUUCUGUGAUCCUAAUACUGCCACUAGCCAGACCAAGAGUCCUCCAAGUCUGAGAUACUGGUUUAGAGCCAAGGGAAAACUGUCUGAUGACCAAGCUUUGCACAGGUGUGUUGUGGCGUUUGCAUCAGAUCUUAUCUUUGCUAGUGUCAGUACGAACCCUCAUCGCAGGAAAGGCCUGAAGACUGCUUCUGUUAGUCUAGAUCACACGAUGUGGUUCCAUAGACCUCUUCGGGCUGAUGAUUGGAUAUUGUUUGUGAUCAAGAGCCCUUCUGCACACAAUGUACGCGGUUUUGUUUCCGGGCAAAUGUUUGACAGGAAAGGAACGCUUGUGGUAUCGCUUACUCAAGAGGCGUUACAGAGGAUGGCGAGGCCCCAUAAGCCCGUUGUCCAGUCCAAGCUGUAAAACUCGGUUUCAGCUACAGCUGAUGUACGCUGUGAGGAGAGUCGGGAAUGAAAUCGUUCACUUCUGAAAUACGUAUUCUUGAAAUAUUGAUCAGCACUUGUCAAAGAAACACGGUUAGUGCCACGGAUUUCUUGAUUUCAUUUUACACUUCAACUUCAUCAAACAUGAGCAUAUAAUGAAGGAAAUCAGUUCUUUCUGCCUAUUGUUUUUUAUUCUACUUUUAUACUGCGUUAUAUUGUGGACUAGUUGCUUUGUACACUAUGGAAAACAUAGAAUAUAUCGUGUAUCAGGCAUAUCUGGUAAGAGAUAAUAUUAUAAAUGCUCAUCAGAGUUGCAUUCUAUGUUCA
Molecule: messenger RNA, 1758 nt
Organism: Ipomoea triloba (trilobed morning glory)
Lineage: Eukaryota; Viridiplantae; Streptophyta; Magnoliopsida; Solanales; Convolvulaceae
Product: acyl-CoA thioesterase 2-like
Exons: 17
Coding region: 122-1411 (429 amino acids)
Biological process (GO): fatty acid catabolic process; acyl-CoA metabolic process
Molecular function (GO): fatty acyl-CoA hydrolase activity
Source: RefSeq, a predicted model, not a curated record